CAGGCUCCCAGGCCGGGCCUCCGCUAAAGGCGCGGAGCAUCCGGCGCCGAGAGCGCAGAAUAGAGCAGCGAUCCCUGGAGAGAAGUGGGAAGCAACGAUCGCGCCGUCGCAGCCAGCCCGCCAGCGUCCGAGCCGCUCCCGCACCCUUACCCCUGCCGGCCUUUACCCAGUCGACCAGCGGCCAUGCAGCUCCGAGGCUGAGGCGACCCCAUGGCGAAGCCCGCGUCCCCGCGGUCCGGGCAACGACGGCGCAUGGAGAACUUCCGUAAGGUGCGCUCGGAGGAGGCGCCGGGGGGUGGUGGGGCGGAGGGGGGCGGCCCGGGCUCCGGCCCCUUCGCGGACCUGGCGCCCGGCGCUGUACACAUGAGGGUCAAGGAGGGCAGCAAAAUCCGGAACCUGCUGGCCUUCGCCACCGCCAGCAUGGCGCAGCCAGCCACUCGCGCCAUCGUAUUCAGCGGCUGCGGUCGGGCCACCACCAAGACCGUCACGUGCGCCGAGAUCCUGAAGCGCCGCCUGGCUGGCCUGCACCAAGUCACCCGGCUGCGCUACCGGAGCGUGCGCGAGGUGUGGCAGAGCCUCCCGCCAGGGCCCACGCCGGAGCAGAAGCCCAGUGAGCCGGCCGCCAGCCUCAGUGUACUUAAGAACGUGCCCAGCCUCGCCAUCCUACUUUCCAAAGAUGCACUGGAUCCGCAUCAACCUGGCUACCAGCCCCCGAGCCCCCAUCCUGACUCUUCAUCUCAGCCAACCGCGCCAACGCCCAAGAGGAGCUUAAGGGAACCCGCUGCUGGAGAAGGCUCCGCGAAGCGGUCACAACUCGAGCCAGGUGCUGCGGAAGAGAAUCAGACGACCUGAACACUCCCGGCCCUGGGCCACCAGACGGGCUGGAUCUUAGCCCCAGCGCCUCCACCUUGAGACGUACCUCCAGCCGUUCACACCUCGGUCAGCCGGAGCUCACAGCCUGCUCUCAACUCCUCAGACUGGUUUCGUGGACCCCACACCACAAGAGAGGGACCCAAGGAAGCUUCGUGGGGCGGUUGCUCCUCCACUUGUGUUGCCUGAAAGCAACCUUCAUCUUUUCUGAGCCAUACUGGGAUCCUCUUCAGGGAGGGAAUUCCGGGCAGUGGGACUCUUGAGCCUUACUCAGGACCCCGAACGGUUAGAGACACCCAGCAUUCAUGAGGAGGAGUGUGGAAGCCAAAGGGAGCUCUUGGAAUUACCCCCACCAGCGGAGAGCAAGGGGUCUCCCCACUGAACCAGAAGCCAUGAUUGAUUGGAUCCUGCCUGCCUUACUCCCUACGCAGCUCCUGGCACACAGGAAGCCCACAGAGAGCUGGUGACUGAAAGACUGGCUGAGCCAGACUUUGAACUGUUCUGAUGCCACACGAAAGUCCUUAAUUGUCCAGCCCCAUGGACAGUGGCCUAUCUCCACCACAGCUUCUCUUCUCAUCUACCUGCUCUUUGGAAAAGCUAGAGUCACCACAAUAAUUGGGGGUACGCACAAGGGGACAGGCAGGCAGGCAGCUGUGUGACAACAGGGCAGUUGUUAAAAAUACGGACUGCCUAGGCUGAACUCCAAACCAACAGGAUCAGAAUCUCUCAGGAAGACCUGGAAAUAUGUAUUUUAAUAAAAUCCUCAUGUGAUUUUGACGAUUAAUCAAGGUUGACUACUCACUAAGAUAGUAUGUACACAGAGUGGUACUCACACUGGUAAGAGAGACAUAAAAUUAAGCCCCCCCUCCUUUCCCCUCAGUCAGCCACAGUUUAAAUAUUUUUCUGGGGAAAAAAGCACCUGUUAAAGAACUGUUAUGAGCUGUCCCUUAGAGGUUGUUCUGGGGAAGAGAGGCUCUUGGCUCAGGGAGGCAGAGAAACAACCCUUAGGAAGGCAGUGAAUGGACUCCAAGCACAAAGCUCCCCUGCCAAGGACGCUGUUUCCUGAAAGGAAACAGAGUGGGCAGCCCAGCUCAGACACUUACAAAGACUCAGCUUUCUUUAUUUAAAAAAAAAAAUUAUAAGGAUGUGGAAAAAUUAGAAUCUGCAUACAUUGCUGGAGGGAGUAUAAAAUGGUGCAGGCUGUUUUGGAACACUUUAACAGCUCCUUAAAAAGUUAAACAUAGAGUCACCAUUUGACCCAUACGCAUAUGACACUCCUAGAUGAAUACCCAAAGAAAUUUAAGACAUCUGUCCACAUAAAAACAUGUACACCCAUGUUCAUAGCAACAUUAUUCAUAACAGCUAAAAAGUGGAAACAAUCCAAAUGUCCAUCAACUGAUGAAUGAAUGGGUAAACAAAAUGUGAUCUAUUCAUACAAUGGAGUAUAAUUCUGCCAUGAAAAGGGUGAAGUGCUGAUUCAUGUGGCAACAUGGAUGAAACUUGAAAAUGUGCUGUGUGAAAAAUACCAGACACAAAAGAACACAUGUUGUAUGAUUCUAUUUAUAUGAAACGCCCAGAAUAAGCAAAUCCAUAGAGAUAAGAAGUAGAUUCAUGGUUGCCUAGGGAUGGUGAGGUUUGUGAGUGCUAUUGGAUGUGGAGUUUCUUUUGGGGGUGAUGAAAUGUUGUGGAAUUAGAUAGUGAUAAUGGUUACACAAUGUAGUGAAUGUACUAAAAACCACUGAAUUGCAUAUCUCAAAAGGGUGACUCUUACGGUAUGUGAGUUAUAUCUCAAUAAAAACUAUAUCCUUUAAUGAUUUUCUGAUCAUAAAAGUAAUAAUCUCGGAAAUUACAUAAUAAAAGAAAGGAAGGACAAGAGCGCCAUUAGAGCCAUCCUACCCCGAUUGGACGGAGACCCACAGGACCACCUCUGGAGGCUGUUUCCUCCUGCUAGCCCUCCUCCCUGAGUCUCAGGUGAUCCAUGUGGUGUAUCUGUCCACCCCACCUCCAUGCCUUGUCCCCCAUUUCACAACUGGAAAAAGAACAUCUGUAAUUUUACAACAGGAACAUAUUUUUUUGUAGAGAGUGACAAUUAUCAUUUAUUGAGCCCUUACCGUGUGCCAGCCAGGACACAGUGUUUUACAUGCAUUAUCUUUUGUAAUCUUCCUAAUACCUAUUAGUUUGGUUCCAUUAUUAUUCCCAUUUGUAGGUGAGGAAACUCAUCUAUCAGGAAAUGGGAAUAACUUGCCUAUCACAGAGAUAUAAUUCAACUGCAGCAACUGAGUGCCUUCCCUUGUUCAUCCCAUUUUCAAAGCAGUCUAGUACAGUAGGGUGAUCCCAUCAUUGGAGGUGCUCAAGUAGGGAAAUGGAAGCAACGUAAGGUCAGUCAGACUAAUGGCCUCAAAGGCCCCUUCCAGCCUUGAAAUGGCAGGAUUCUUUAAUUCCUCCCAACGCAUAAUUCGUUCCCACAAGAGAAAAUAGAGCUUUUCUUGAAUGUGUACUUCCCUUUACUAGCAAUUCAGGUGGUGGAACAGUGUCUUUGUCCUCACAAGCUCCUCGAUAACAUCAUCCCUCCCCUCUGCACAUCGGAGGAAAUACCUCAUCACAACUCUUCCAGGAAGGUUCUGGCUGCAGCAGGAAGCUGAUAGGUUGAUCAACUGGGGAUUGAUGACAUCCUUAAAGCAUUAAAAGUCCAGCAGCUGCUUCUUCAGAGGGACAGAAAUAGUAGGAAGCGACAAAAGACCCCAACGGCCUGGGCAAGAGCCAGGAUAUCUGGUCUAAAUCCAUCCAGGAGGGAGCACCCAGCAAAAGGAACAGAAUGGACUGGGGCCUGGGGGCACAACUGGUGGCAAACUUGGGAACAAGCAGCUCCCACCCCAAGUGAUGUGGUAGACUUAAUUCAAAGAUGGCCCCCAUGAUUUAUGCCCCCUGGUGUACAUGCUUUGUAUAAUCAGGACAGAAUAGGUGAAUUUGCUGGGAUAUCAUUUCAAUAUUUGGCUACUAAUCCCUCUACUUUGAGUUAA
Rhinolophus ferrumequinum (greater horseshoe bat) is the source of this 3890-nucleotide messenger RNA. It is a transcript of the gene RPP25, whose product is annotated as ribonuclease P and MRP subunit p25. Gene Ontology annotation, biological process: tRNA 5'-leader removal. Lineage: Eukaryota; Metazoa; Chordata; Mammalia; Chiroptera; Rhinolophidae. The record is from RefSeq and is a predicted model, not a curated record. The transcript has 3 exons. Gene Ontology annotation, molecular function: RNA binding. Gene Ontology annotation, cellular component: ribonuclease MRP complex. Bases 211 to 852 code for a protein of 213 amino acids.